Messenger RNA from Hypoxylon fragiforme, 1671 nucleotides. Its product is annotated as MBOAT-domain-containing protein. The record is from RefSeq and is a predicted model, not a curated record. Gene Ontology annotation, cellular component: endoplasmic reticulum membrane. Gene Ontology annotation, molecular function: ergosterol O-acyltransferase activity. The transcript has 3 exons. The coding region runs from base 1 to 1671 and encodes 556 amino acids. Gene Ontology annotation, biological process: ergosterol metabolic process. Lineage: Eukaryota; Fungi; Ascomycota; Sordariomycetes; Xylariales; Hypoxylaceae.
AUGUCCUCCUCCGCCGAUUUCCAGCCAGAUGGAGGCCAUGAUCAUAUCUUACGCCCUAGGCCGCGUAAACCUCAGCAUUCCCAAGUCAACGAAUUAGUUCGGGAGCACAGUAGUACUUCCAUUACAUCCGUCAAUGGACUCCUUGAGACGCCUCAGGAGGGCACCAUAUCGGGCUUGACAAGUGGCCGCUCAACCCCUAUCCCGGAAAAUGCUCCCGCUUCAACCAAAGCUUUGUCUAGUGCACGAAAGCAAGUUCGCGCCGAGCAACGACGACGUCUCUUUCCCACUGUCGAGUUUACCUCCCGAGUCUCCCACUUCGACCCCCAAUCCGACUACCGCGAUUUCCAUGGCUUCUUCAACCUCUUCUGGAUCGGUCUCGCCAUCAUGGGCAUCACCUCCAUGUUACGUAAUUACAAAGAUACCGGAUACCCAUUGCGGGUUCAGAUUUGGACCCUCUUCACGAUUAAGCUAUGGCAUCUUGCUAUAGCUGAUGUCUUGAUGGUUGCUAGCACCGCCAUCAGCUUACCGUUACAUAAGAUAUUCAGAAAAAGCCAAGGGUCGCUUACCUGGAAGAAGGGCGGCAUAGCUAUACAGAGCAUUUAUCAGGUUGUGUGGUUUGCCUUCUGGGUCGCCGUACCCUUUGUUUUGAAUUGGACAUGGACAGCUCAGGUCUUUCUUUUGCUACAUACCAUGGUCCUCCUGAUGAAGAUGCAUUCUUACGCUUUCUAUAAUGGUCAUCUAUCAGAAACAGAGAAGCGAUUGCGCGCUCUGGAUGAGCCUCAUGGCGCCUCCAAAGAUCCAGCAUACGUAUAUCCUUCAGUUGAGAACCCAAUGGGUGAACUCGCGCAUAAAGAGGCGGAAGUCGAAAGCGAUAGCGAUGACGAAGGUCUCCUACAGCUGCGUGACGAUCUAGCCCGAGAGUUGACAAGUCCCAUCGGCAAUAUUACCUACCCGCGGAACCUGUCCUGGCCGAAUUACAUUGACUAUCUUCUCUGCCCGACGUUGUGCUACGAACUUGAGUAUCCGCGUAACCAGACUAUUAACUGGACGUCGCUCAUUGCCAAGGUUGUUGCAACCUUCGGUUGUAUAUUUUUGCUAACCGUCAUCUCGGAAGAGUUCAUCCUACCCGUCCUGCAGGAAUCGACCGUGCGCCUCGACAACACCGCGUCUGUGUUCGAGACUCUACUCAUCCUCUUCGAGACUAUCUCAUGGCUCUUGUUCCCCUUUAUGCUGACCUUCCUCCUUGUGUUCCUCGUCAUCUUUGAGUAUGUGCUGGGUGCCUUUGGCGAGAUCACGCAGUUUGGGGAUCGCCACUUUUAUAGUGAUUGGUGGAAUAGCACAGACUGGAUGGAAUUCAGUCGCGAGUGGAACAUACCUGUGUACUCAUUUCUACGCCGACACGUGUAUGCCACCACCAGACCUACUAUCGGUCGCAAUAAUGCUACCGUCAUCACUUUCCUCAUCUCGGCCAUCGGUCACGAGAUUGUCAUGGCCUGUAUUACCAAGAAGAUUCGUGGUUACGGCUUCGUCUGCCAGAUGCUACAGUUGCCUAUUGUCAUGCUGCAGCGCACCAAGUGGGUGCGUGCCCAUAAGACCGCGAACAACGUGCUCUUCUGGGCCAGCAUGAUUAUGGGGUUGAGCCUGAUAUGCUCGCUUUACGUCCUAGUUUGA